AUGGCAACCGCUACACAAAGUCAAGCCCCGGGGUUCACAUCCGCGACCGCCUCGAACUCUGUUACAUCGAUGCAAGAAACAAUCCCAGCGCCGUCUUCAUUGUCGGUAUCUUCGUCCAGUAACUCGACGUCUUCGUCAUCGUCAUCAAGCAGACCGCCGCAAAUCCACACCGUCAAGGCUGGAUUGGGAGGCUUCAAAUUCGAUCCACCGGCGCUGGAAGAUGUCAAUGUUGGUGACACCGUCACGUUCGAGUUUUAUCCACCAGACCAUUCAGUCGCACGUGCAGAGUUUGGAUCAGCCUGUGUGCCAUAUGAGUACACCGGCCCGGGCAAAACGGGCUUUUGGUCAGACACGCAAUGGGUAAACGACGUCAACCACCUUCAAUACUACAACGUCACUGUCAACUCGACCGAGCCCAUCUUCUACUACUGCGCCGCACCCGAGUCCUGUACAGGUCAGCACAUGGUCGGCGUGAUCAACCCCAACGCCACACAGACCCUUCAAAAGCAGAUCGACUCCGCAAAAGAAGCUUCCUACCAGCUCAGACCCGGCGACCCUAUCCCUGCAGAAGCCACUGGCACUCUUCAAGCCUCUGCCACCGCCGCGCCAACCUCCACAUCCGCCCCACACGGCCACACUUUCUCAGGCGGAGCCAUCGCCGGCAUUGUCGUCGGCGGUCUCGCCUUCCUCGCGAUCUGCGCAGCACUUUUCUUCUACGUCGGUCGAGCGAAGAGCUUGAAAGAGGUUCUCAAACACCGCGAAUCAACACUCAAGUCCCCCGCGCCUACGGAUGGCCACUUUGCACACCCGCCGGGGUACGCUCCCGCGCCGUUCAGCCCGAAUAUGCAGCACGUGGAGGCGGGCAUGGGCGGAUCGUCGUUGCCAACUUACGGGCAGCAUAAUGCGACCGAUAGUAAUUACUAUGGUGGAUAUCCGUCGCCGCAGCAGACGCAGGGGCAGACACAGAUAGCGGAAGUCAAACAUGAAUUGGCGUCGCCGACGCCGGGACAGCAGUCGUUUUCGCAUGAGCUGGAGGCGCCGCUUAAAGCGCCGAGGUGA
This is a messenger RNA of Paraphaeosphaeria sporulosa, 1059 nucleotides long. RefSeq lists its product as uncharacterized. Bases 1 to 1059 code for a protein of 352 amino acids. NCBI's taxonomy places the organism in Eukaryota, Fungi, Ascomycota, Dothideomycetes, Pleosporales, Didymosphaeriaceae. The record is from RefSeq and is a predicted model, not a curated record. The transcript has 3 exons.